AUGCUGUUCCUGCCCCAAGCGUCAUCACCUGCCCCAAGCAUCAUCACCUGCCCCAAGCACCAUCACCUGCCAGGGCUAAGGACACCUGGCAGACCCCCCGCAGGCGCUACGGCGCACAGGGGGGCGCGGAGCACGCGGGCGGCAGCCCCCAGCGGCCGCGCGGCGCCGGGGCUCGCGCGCCCGCUCACCUGCCAGCGCGCGCGCCCGGGCACGCGGACACACCCCCGCGCUCGGGCACGCGCGAGCAGCGGCGCGGGGCUCCGGCCGCGCGCGCCGCCAGGUGAGCGCACGCGCCCUCCGCGAUGGCCAGCGCGCGGCAGGCGCCCGCUCCUCCCGCCCGCUUGGGCGGGGCUGAGCGCGCGGCCCGCGCCGCCCCCCUGUUGCCAUAGCGACGGGCCGGGUGCCGCAGCCCUACCUGCGCCUGCGCCGCCGGCCCGGGGCGUCUGUGUGUCCCCCGCUACGGGCGGUAAGUGCCGGCUCAGCCGGGCGCCCCUCGAUUUCUUCGGGCUGUUGGUAAGGGGUAACGAGGGCCGGCAGCCGCUGAGCCGCCGGCAGCCGCUGAGCCGCCGGCAGCCGCUGAGCCGCCUGCAGCCGCUGAGCCGCCUGCAGCGAGGGGUGGGCGGCCCGGGGAGGCCGGCGGCGGGACAGAGGGAACCGCCUCGGCACCGCUGCGGAGGGCUGAGCAGGUGA
Messenger RNA from Pogoniulus pusillus (Red-fronted tinkerbird), 690 nucleotides. Its product is annotated as basic proline-rich protein-like. Bases 1 to 690 code for a protein of 229 amino acids. The transcript has a single exon. NCBI's taxonomy places the organism in Eukaryota, Metazoa, Chordata, Aves, Piciformes, Lybiidae. The record is from RefSeq and is a predicted model, not a curated record.